This is a messenger RNA of Arachis ipaensis, 3312 nucleotides long. Its product is annotated as Pentatricopeptide repeat (PPR) superfamily protein. The record is from RefSeq and is a predicted model, not a curated record. Lineage: Eukaryota; Viridiplantae; Streptophyta; Magnoliopsida; Fabales; Fabaceae. Gene Ontology annotation, molecular function: protein binding.
CUCGAAGACCAAAACGACACUCGUUUUGUCUCACUCCUCUCCGACAUCGUCCGAGGAAACCAGAGCUGGAAACUUGCCUUCAACGACCCUUCUAUUUCCUCCACAUUGAGGCCCCACCAUGUUGAACAGCUCUUGAUCCGAACCCUCGACGAUUCCAAGUUAGCUUUGAGGUUCUUCAACUUCCUCGGUUUGCACAAGAGCUUCAACCAUUCCACAACAUCCUUUGCCAUCUUGGUUCAUGCUCUUGUUCAUCAGAAGCUCUUCUGGCCCGCCAAUUCGCUCUUGCACACUCUUCUCUUACGUGGGUCGGAACCAAAAUUCGUUUUUUCAUGCUUCUUGGAUUCUCAUCGCAAAUGUAAGUUUUUGUCAAAUUUGGGUUUUGAUUUGUUGGUUCAGAGUUACUUGCAAAAUAGAAGGGUUUUAGAUGCUGUGGUGGUUGCAAAGCUCAUGCUUGAAAACAAGUUGUUGCCUGAAGUUAGAACACUGAGUGCGCUUUUGAAUGGUUUAUUGAGAAUUAGAAGGUUUAUAAUGGUUUUGGAAUUGUUUGAUGAGUCGGUGAAUGUGGGUGUUCGACCGGAUUCUUAUACUUGUUCGGCUGUCAUUCGGAGCUUGUGUGAUUUGAAGGAUUUUUCCAAGGCUAAGGAGAAGGUUUGGUGGAUGGAAGUGAAUAAGUUUGAUCUGAGUAUCGUAACUUAUAAUGUCUUAAUUCAUGGGCUAUGCAAGGGUGAUCGCGUUUCGGAAGCUGUUGAGGUUAAAAGAUCAUUGAGUGAAAAGGGUCUAAAAGCAGAUUUGGUUACAUACUGCACCCUAGUUCUUGGUUUUUGUAGGGUACAACAAUUUGAAGCUGGAUUGCAGCUUUUUAAUGAAAUGAUUGAAUUGGGGUUUGUUCCGAGUGAAGCUGUUGUAUCAGGGCUAGUGGAUGGGUUAAGAAAGCAAGGAAAGGUUGAUGAUGCUUAUAAUUUGGUUGUUCAGGUAAGCAGAUUUGGUUUUCUGCCAAAUUUGUUUGUUUGUAAUGCAUUAAUCAACGCUUUGUGCAAACGAGGAGAUUUGGAUAAAUCAGAGUUGCUUUAUAAUAAUAUGUGUUUGGUGAACUUGCAUCCCAACGAUAUUACUUAUUCUAUUCUGAUUGAUUCCUUUUGCAGAAGGGGGAGGUUGGAUGUCGCGAUAUCUUAUUUUGAUAGAAUGAUAGAGGCUGGCGUAGCAGAAACUGUAUAUGCAUACAACUCUAUGAUAAAUGGCCAAUGCAUGUUUGGACAUUUGAGUGCCGCCGAGUCUUUGUUCGCUCGGAUGAUCAAUAAUGGUUUGGAGCCUACUGCGACAACCUUUACGCCGUUGAUUAGUAGAUAUUGCAAAGAUCUACAACUACGAAAAGCAUUCCAACUGUAUGAUAUGAUGAUUGAAAAAGGAAUUGCCCCAAAUGUGUAUACCUUCACUGCGCUUAUUUCUGGGUUUUGCAGUGCAAAUAAUAUGACUGAAGCAUUCAAACUUUUUGUUGAAAUGGUGGAAAAAAAAAUCACCCCAAAUGAGGUAACAUAUAAUGUUAUGAUUGAAGGGUAUUGUAGGAAUGGUAAAAUUGACAAGGCCUUUGAAUUACUUGAUGAGAUGCUUCAGAAAGGCCUUGUUCCGGACACAUAUACCUACAGACCUCUUAUCAGUGGCCUUUGUUCUGCUGGCAGGGUUUCAGAUGCUAAAAAUUUUGUUGAUGUUCUACACAAACAGGACCGUAAAUUAAACGAGAUGUGCUAUAGUGCACUUCUACAUGGUUAUUGCAAAGAAGGAAGAUUGGUGGAGGCAUUGAGCGCUGCUUCUGAGAUGAUUCAAAGAGGAAUCAAUGUAGAUUUGGUUUGCCAUGCUGUUCUCAUCGACGGUUCACUGAAGCAACUAGAUAGGAAAACACUAUUUGGUCUCUUAAAACAGAUGCAGGAUCAAGGAUUGAAACCUGAUAAUGUAAUAUAUACAAGUAUGAUCGAUGCAUUCAGCAAAGAAGGAUCUUUCGAGAAGGCUUUCCAGUGUUGGGAUUUGAUGCUUACGGAGGAAUGCUUUCCCAAUGUUGUAACGUAUACUGCUUUGAUGAAUGGUCUAUGCAAGGCGGGUGAAAUGGACAGAGCAGGUCUUCUCUUUAAAAAAAUGAUGGCUGCAAAUGUCCCUCCAAAUUCAAUCACAUAUGGCUGUUUUCUUGAUCGUCUUACCAGCGAAGGGCAUAUGGAGGAAGCUAUGGGUCUCCACCAUGCAAUGCUUAAAGGGCUUUUGGCGAACACUGUAACAUACAACAUCCUUAUUCGUGGCUUCUGCAAGUUAGGUAGAUUUAACGAAGCCAGCAAGGUGCUUUCUGAAAUGACCGAAAAUGGCAUUUUCCCCGACUGUAUUACCUAUUCAACUUUAAUUUAUGAGUACUGCAGAAGUGGCAACGUAGGAGAAGCAGUCAGAUUGUGGGAUACCAUGCUAAACAAAGGUCUUGAGCCGGACUUGGUUGCAUAUAACUUGUUACUAUAUGGUUGUUGUAUUAAUGGAGAGCUCAACAAAGCAUUUGAGUUGCGCGAUGACUUGCUGAGGAGAGGGGUGAAGCCAAGGCAAAAUUUUCGAGUACUGCACAAGGGACAAUGUAGGAGCAGUGGUUAAACUGGCAUACCAUACUAGACAAACUAGAAUCUGAUUUGAUAACAAGUAACUUCUGCAGAUGCGUUUUUUGUGCAACUAGAGUUCAACAUGGCAAUGGAGUUACACAAUUGAAGAUUGCUAUGCCAUAUCAAAAUAGAUAGCAUUGCUCUCUUGGGGUUGAAUUAUCAGAAAAAGUUUCAGCAUUGCGAUAUGGCGUCAUAUUCAAAUCGGAAGGACCUGACUAAACGCGCCAGACAUGAAUCCUGAGGAAGCUACCUAUCCAUACAAAAAGGGAGACAAAAGAUUGUGUCUUCCUUUGGUUCCACACACAUGCACUAACUGCUUGUUUAUACUCGCUGUCAAUAAGUGCCUUUUAUGACUGGUUCAUGAUGGAUUCUUUUUUGAAUUGCUUAUACGAAUACUUUCCCCUUGUACAUACACAAACCUGAAGAUAAUUUUGCAGACUUGUGAAAGCUUAUAGCAAGAAUCGUGUAUAUUAUAAUUCUUCCUCAAUGUAUUCCAGAGGCCUUUGCUUCAAAUUUUAGGGCCAAUGUUUCUGACUUAGUUUAUUUGUUUUCCAUCCCUUGUAACUGUUACUUAUAUCUAUGAAGAAAAGAAAGAAGGAGAAUGGAUGGCAUGUUUUCAAGUUAUGCUGAUUAUCAGUGAAUUAUAAUACAUGUCCUACAUUUUUUUGUUUGAUAUUAAUUAAUCUUA